Molecule: messenger RNA, 3171 nt
Organism: Gopherus evgoodei (Goodes thornscrub tortoise)
Lineage: Eukaryota; Metazoa; Chordata; Testudines; Testudinidae
Product: class I histocompatibility antigen, F10 alpha chain-like
Exons: 7
Coding region: 32-1300 (422 amino acids)
Biological process (GO): immune response
Cellular component (GO): external side of plasma membrane
Source: RefSeq, a predicted model, not a curated record
GGCAGCUGUGACACUUUGGAAAGUGAUAGUGAUGGUGGCGGUGGGUCCCUCUGGUCUGGGAUGCCAGGGUCUGUGCCAGGCUUUACCAGCCCACCUGGGCGGAGUCCCUUGUCCAGAUAUUCAGGGUCUUAUCUUAUACAGGUGCCUAUUACCCACCCCACCCUGGACUGUCCGGUCACCCUCCCCGUGCAACACAAGAGCCAUGGCCUGGGGGCUGCUGCUGGCACUCUGUGGGCUCCUGGCACCAGCUGCGUCUGGCGGGCAUCACAGCCUGGCAGUGCUAGUCACAGCCGUCAUCAACGAAGAUAGGACCCAUCACUUCAUCAUGAUCGCCCGGCUGGAUGACGUUAAGAUCGCGUACUACAGAAGCGACACACGAGAGGUCAGACCCACUCAGGAGUGGGUGGCACAGACCCUGGGCAUUGAGUAUCUCCAGGAAAAGACCCAGCAGUUCUGGAGGCACGAGGAGGGCUCUAAAGUUGAGACCAGGAGGUGGAUGCAGCUGUACAACCAGACAGGUGGGGUUCACACUGAGCAGGUUCAUGUGGGCUGUGCGCUGAGUGACCAGGCCCCCAUGGACCCGAGGUUCCAGUUCGCCUACAACGGGAGGGACUUUAUCAGCUUUGACAACCAGACGGGGACAUGGGUCGCGGCCGUGCAGCCGGCCUUCGCCCCGAAGCAGCACUGGGAGACGGCGGGCAAGGUUUGGACCAAGUUUGUCCAGCAGUACCUGCAGUCCGAGUGCCUGGGGACCCUGCAGAGCCUGGUACUGCAGGGGCGGGCGGUGCUGGAGCAGCAGGUGCCUCCCAAGGUCUCAGUUUUCCGCAGAGAUGCCCUCGACGGCUCCAUCACCCUCUCCUGCUGCGCCAGGGGCUUUCACCCGCGUCCCGUCCAUGUCUCCUGGGUGCGGGACGGAGAAGACAUCUUGGCAGAGACGGACUCCAGCGGGAUCUUGCCCAAUGCCGACAGCACCUACUACAUGCAGUCAUCCCUGGAGAUCUCCCCACAGCAGGACAGGCACCGCUAUGCCUGCCGGGUGGAGCACAGCAGCCUGGGGGAGCCCACGCUCAUCUGGGCCCCUGGGAAGAAAGGCUCCCUGCCCCCAGGGGUCCUGGCUGCCAUCAUCCUGGCCGUGCUGGUUCUGGCUGGAGCCAUAGGGGCCGGCAUCGUCCUGUGGAGGAGAAAAUCAGCAGGCCCCAAGAACCCUGGCUAUGCUCCAGCAGCCACAAAGAGCGGGGAAGAUUCUGUCUCCAGCUCUUCAUCAGGAACGGACCUCCGGAGUGUGGGACCCCAGUGCUAGGGGCAGUGACCCUGCCCAACUGCUGACCCCACUAGCUGGGCAAUCUCUGUCCUCUGACUCCCCCCUGCCCCGGGGGAGAUUCCCACUUGGUCAUUAGAGCAGUUUCCUCCUGGGGGUGUUGGGCCUCAGGCUCUGCAAUUGCAGGGUUUGUGUCUCUGCUUCGGCAGCCAGGACUUAGCCUCACCUUCUCCCCAAAGGGCCGACUCGCUCCAGUGUCUCGUCUCUGCAGGGGCCGCGCUGCCUGCAUCAGGGACGGGCAGGUCCCCUUGCAGCAGGAACCGGCACAGAGCCCGAUGAGCAGGCAAAGAUGGGGGCGGGGGAGCCCCACAGCAGGGAAUUAUGGGCUACCCCACCCCCAUCUGAGAGACAAAUGGGCCUGCUUGGAAAAUCAAAUCCCAAAAUGGUGAUUUUCAGAGGAGAAGACUCUGUGCUCUGGUCGCGCUCAGGUCCGAGCUUUGCCCUGAAUGUUGUGUGUCAAACCACCGCAAAUUCUGCACACAGCUGAGCUGCUGAGUGUCAGAAUCUCAGCGUGUGUGUGUGUCUGUCUGUCUCUCUCUCUCUGGGGGGCAGGAACAGCGGAAGGCCGAGGACCUGUCCCGCUCCGGGAAUGGAGAACUGGGGGGGCUUCCUUUUCAGUUCCAACUUUUUGCUGGCUUUCUUUUUUUUUUUUAAAUCAUUUUCAGUAAGACCAGGACUUUCGCAGACAGGGUCAAAUAUUGUCUGGGGCGGAUCCAGGACCUCCAUUGUCUCAGGGACCUGGGGACGGCAUAUAUUUUUGGAUCCGAGGGCUUUCUGAGGCCAAAAUUACAAGAAUGAGGAGGCCCUUUAUUUGCAUAAAGGGGUCCUAAUCAGACCCCAUUGGGUAAUGCCAGUGACCUCAGAAAGCGAGUACCCCGUUCUGAUUGGCCACGGGUGCCUGAGGUUUGGCCAUCACGUCUCAGGCCAGGCUGGCAGCCUCUGGCUGUGCCAUGUCACCACACCUUUGCCUCUUUCACCCCCCGCUGGCCACCGAGGGGUAAUGUCCAGCAGCGUGGGGGGCCAAAGAUCUGACACCUACAAGCGCGUCACCGCUAGCUGGCCUGCAAAGCCAUCGACCUUCACACACAUGGGCUGACACGGCCCCUGGCUAAUAGCAGUCCAGCCAGCUGAAUGGACCCCCGAGGGUCGCGCUGGAACAGCUGCAAAAGUGUCCACCUCUCUGGGUGUUUUCUAGUUCUCGUUAGCGGGCACGGAUGCCUCUGGUUUAGUGUUCUGGCCUGCGUGUGUGUGUUUGAGACCCACAGAAUCUAUAUGAGCACAGCGCCUAUAGAGUAGCUGCUCAGAUCCCGACACCAGCCUUAGGUCAAACAGCCUCGCUAUUGGAAAGAUCACACACGGGCAGGUAUUUCGGGAUUAGCACCUGUCCUGUUAACCCUUCGAAGUCCUGAUGUUUUCAUUACAUUCAUCAAUGAGCAUUCAGCGUAACCGGGCCUAUUGGAAUGUGACUCGGGGGGGGGGGGAGAAGAGAUCGGCUGUUACCGAAUCAGCCAUAAUCCGGGCAGGCGCCUUAAUGGCACCGACAGCUCUGCUGCUGAUGUUCACGUCACCAGGGAGCGAUCGGACCCUCCCUCUGUCAGCCCUUGGGCUGGAACCGAAACGUCCAGCUUGGCCUUGGGGAUGCGCGGUGUCUGUGGGGCUGCUAGUGACCCAGAUCCGUCGCCUUCCCGGAGUGUUACGUAGCCCUUAGCAGGGGCUGUUAAUGUACGUGGGGUGGUUUAGUGAACCUGCCUGAGCACAGUAAGUAACUGGACGAUUUCAUGUUCUUCCAUUUGUACAUAUUUUGUUUGAUGCUUUUGCUCGGCUAUUGAGCUAAUAAAACACAGACCAUGGAA